Ectocarpus siliculosus is the source of this 2197-nucleotide messenger RNA. Lineage: Eukaryota; Phaeophyceae; Ectocarpales; Ectocarpaceae. The record is from the annotation of a GenBank genome assembly.
AUGGUGCAGCUGCUUCUCCUCAAGGGAGCUGUGCUCGAGGCGCAGGACGGUGUGGGACGCCGAGCUAUGCAUGUUGCAGCCCAAGCGGGCCAUGUCGGCUUGACAGGGGCCCUGUUGGCUACUGGAGCUGACGCUGGUGCUCGUUUCGGCACCUAUCAAUUGUCAGCCUUGGAGGUGGACGCCGAAAAUGGCCGUGCAGGAGUUAUGAAGGUGCUGAUUGAGCACGGGGUGAAUGUGAACACGGCGAACGCGGACGGCUCCACACCCCUAGAUUGUGCCGCCUAUGGAGGUUCUGCUCAGGUGAUCGAUGCGCUUACCAAGGCAGGAGCAAGCAUCAAUCAAAAGAGUGUCGAAGGAACAUCACCUCUUCAUGUUGCGGCUGUCUGGCGCCGUCUCCAAGCCGCUCGCGCUCUGUUGAGGUGUGGUGCUGAAGUGAACAUGACAAACACGCACCAGAGGACCCCCCUGUUUGCGGUAACGUCGUUUCCUGCAAGGCACCGUGCCGUGGAGAUGGUAGAUCUCUUGAAGUGGGGUGCUGACGAAGGUAUGACAGACGACAGCGGCCGAAAACCCGGUCAAUUUGGCUUGGCUAUCUUAGACUUCGGAUCGAUUGCGCAAGGCGUCCAGGAAUCUCAGCGCGCCACCAGAGAACAUCAACGUGUCCAACAGCUGUUCACCACCGCCCCUACCGACAGAGCCUGGCGCCGUCACGGCCUGCUAGUCUUGUGCCGUUUUCAUCCCGGUAGGGCGCGGUGGCGACAGCAAGUCAGCGAAGAGAGCGGGAACAUGACUGCAGCCAAAUACAGUCGUGCUCGCCUUGUGAGCAAGCUUGUCGACGAGAAGGACGCCGCCAAUGCCCAGAGCAGCCGCACGACUGCGGGUUGCGGCGAAGGUGAUGGUGCGCUUCGCUAGGAGUGGGUCGGUGUGAUGGCUUGGCUGAUGGAGUUCGGAGAGGAGGGUGUCUUCCGGAGGAUUUCGCAUUACGACGCUGGUCGAUUCCCCCCCCAGAGAGCAUCCUCCUAUCCUCGGGCUACUGCUGCACAACCCGUCGACAUCAUUUCAGCAAGACUGAUGUAACCUUGUGCCUUCCCGCCGGUAUGCACUGAGACGUAGAAUUAGAGCACCGUUUGGCGUUAAUGGCCAUUCCAUCCAUGUAGUAGCUGGCCAGGUAGGUGUUCAGGCCGCGAGGCAUUCUCACCCGAAGCCUCUUCGCCAAUAAAUUCUUGUGACAUUGCCGACUACGGGGAGGAGAAACGGAUCCUGUGGAACACACCACGCAGCAACGCGAUUGCACUCGAUCUUUUCCCAACAAAAUGAUCUUCGGCCAAGAAUCGCAAAACAAUCUCCCGCUAAAAGUCCGAGGGAAAAAACUGGGUCGUUGUUUCUGUGUGACUUCGAAAUUUAAAGGCGGGAAGCUUCACCGAUACUUAUACUUCGUAGGGGAACGGCCCGUCUCCCACUUCGGCGAAAAAUACCCCAAGAGGAGAGAUAGAUACUGUCUCGGACCGAGGUGUUACACGAAUAACCUGUUUUACCUGCUGGCCUACUCAGAACAGCAUGUUACACGAUGGCCCGUGUGCAAAUAACGGACUGGAACGAUCGGACACCGUGCCGUGUUAGGUUGACAUAAGUAUUCGUCAAGGAAGACAUGAUCGGUUCACAGCUGCGGAGAUGGACAUAAACACUGUUAGAAACAGCCAGAAAAGAGUCAUCUACCGAUGACAACGUCAACAGUAACAUCAGUUCGUGCACAAACAAUACACAAAAGUCGGACCCAAAGAUGACAAUUUCAGAAGGCUGGUUCUGCACCUUGGUCCCGUGGAUCCGGGUGAGAAACGCUCCCUCGCCACAACCGUCACAGCCGGUUGGGAGUCCCACACCCGCGAGGCCAUGUCCUCCCGUACCCGGUGCCCUCCACAGUAGCCUCAGGCGUUGAACCUCCCAGGAUCCAUUUCCCCAACACCGACGCACACGUAGCCGCCGUAGGCUGCUUCCCUUCGGUCGAUACCGCUCCAGCACGAUCCGUCAUGCAUGACUCUCUCUCUGGGAGUAGCACCGUCUUUCAUGAGUGCCUCAUCGGAGUAUCCCCCGCCAUCGAAAUCAUCUCCAUGUUCGGGUCCCGGCGAAUGACGCGUUCUUCGUCUCCAGCGGUCUCGCUCGAGGCGCGACGAACGUGGACGAUACUAGCACUGGUCGA